AUUCUCCCUGAAGAAAUGUUGAAUGCCUUAACUUGCAGGAAUUUGAUGCUAAAAUUUGAUGUGGUCCUUGCAGCUUCUAUCAUUAGCAAGACUGGCAAAGCACUUGUUUCGAGACAGUUUGUUGAUAUGUCCAGAAUAAGGAUAGAAGGACUGCUUGCAGCAUUUCCCAAGUUAGUGGGAACUGGAAAGCAACACACUUAUGUAGAGACUGAGAACGUUCGCUAUGUUUACCAACCAAUUGAACUACUUUAUCUGCUGCUUGUGACCAACAAACAAAGUAACAUUCUUGAAGACCUGGAUACACUGAGACUGCUAUCCAAACUGGUACCUGAAUAUGCACCCAGUUUAGAUGAAGAAGGUGUUUGCAAGAUGGCUUUUGAGCUGAUUUUUGCCUUUGAUGAAGCUAUUUCUCUUGGGCAUAAAGAAAAUGUGACAGUUGCUCAAGUUAAGCAGUACUGUGAAAUGGAAAGUCACGAGGAAAGGUUGCAUAAACUGCUCAUGCAGAGCAAGAUAAAUGAAACUAAAGAUGUCAUGAAGCGGAAGGCUAGUGAGAUUGACAAAAGCAAGAUUGAGAAGAACAGAGGUGAUAAAGGAGGAUUUAUGGCUAUGUCAGGUCCGAGAAGAAUUGAAAGUAGUUUCAGUGACAUGAGUAUUUCUAGCAACAGCGGCGGUUUUGGAAGUGGUUCUGGCUUCGGAUUAAGCUCAGAUGUGGAAUCAUUUUCUAGCAAGUCUAAAGGUCGUCCACCUUCAACUGCGACAGCUCCCUCUAAAGGUCUUGGUAUGCAGCUUGGCAAGACACAAAAGUCAAGUCAAUUAAUGAAUUCACUCAAAGCUGAAGGGGAAGUUAUUCUUGAGGAUGUGCCACCUGUUGCUUUGCAAUUUUUCCUUUUUGUUUCGAAAAUUUUAUUUAUAUGUGGAUUAUUGAGUAAUUUGUAUAUGAUGUGCAUUUUUCAGAUCGAAAACCAAGAGAUGCCUGGUCUCAGCUUCAAGACUCAUCCUAACAUUAACAAAGAGUUGUUCAACAACAAUCAUAUAGUAGGCCUGAAGGAUCCAAACAGGCCUUUCCCCACUGGUCAAAAUGAUGUUAAUUUGAUCAAGUGGAGAAUCCAAGGCAUGAAUGAGGCCUCUUUGCCAUUGACUGUUAACUGCUGGCCCACUGUUUCUGGAAGUGAGACGUUUGUUAAUAUUGAAUAUGAAGCUUUUGAGACGUUUGACCUGCAAAAUGUUUUGAUAACUAUACCUCUUCCUGCAAGUCGAGAACCACCUAGUGUAAGGCAGAUAGAUGGAGAAUGGAGGUAUGAUGCAAGGAAUUCGACAUUGGAAUGGUCAAUCCUUCUCGUCGAUAAUACUAACCGGAGUGGAUCCAUGGAGUUUGUCGUGCCUCCUGCUGAUCCAUCUUCAUUCUUCCCCAUCGCAAUCAAGUUUACCGCGGCCAACACUUUCAGUGACGUAAAGGUUGGAAAUGUCAUACCGAUUAGAGGUGGUCCUCCUCCAAAGUAUGCUCAAAGGAUACAGCUGAUAGCAGACAAUUACGAGGUGGUUUGAGUUUAGAAGGGGAAAAUGGUUA
Molecule: messenger RNA, 1567 nt
Organism: Asparagus officinalis (garden asparagus)
Lineage: Eukaryota; Viridiplantae; Streptophyta; Magnoliopsida; Asparagales; Asparagaceae
Product: coatomer subunit delta-2-like
Exons: 11
Coding region: 16-1545 (509 amino acids)
Biological process (GO): retrograde vesicle-mediated transport, Golgi to endoplasmic reticulum; endoplasmic reticulum to Golgi vesicle-mediated transport; Golgi localization
Cellular component (GO): COPI vesicle coat; cytosol
Source: RefSeq, a predicted model, not a curated record